UUAUAAAAGCACAGCCAUCUCUGCCCUGACAAACCAUCCCAAGAUCUCUGCAAGACUGGCAAGAUGAUGUCUGGCCUAGCACUCACCAACAUGUCCUGGAUGCUGCUCUCCUGCCUGAUGCUCUUAACUCAGGUGCAAGGUGAAGACACCCUGAAGGAAGUACACUCAGCACGUAUUAGUUGUCCCAAAGGCUCCAUGGCUUAUGGCUCCUAUUGCUAUGCCUUGUUUCGGAUACCACAGACCUGGUUUGAUGCAGAACUGGCCUGUCAGAAGAGGCCCUCAGGACACCUUGUGUCUGUGCUCAGCGGAGCUGAGGCUUCAUUCCUGUCCUCCAUGGUGAAGAGCACAGGGAACAGCUACCAGUACAUCUGGAUUGGGCUUCAUGAUCCCACCCUGGGUGAAGAACCCAAUGGAGCUGGAUGGGAAUGGAGUAACAGUGAUGUGAUGAACUACUUUAACUGGGAGAGGAAGCCAUUUGCUGCCCUAGACCGUGGUUUCUGUGGUAGCUUGUCAAGAGCUUCAGGAUUUCUGAAAUGGAGAGACAAUACCUGUGAUGUGAAGUUGCCCUACGUCUGCAAAUUCAGUGGUUAGGCUUAUCCAAAAUCAAACAGCCAGAAUUUGUCCUAAAGCUCAUCAUAGACGUGGGACCAAAUGGGAAGACUCACCCAAGAAGAGCAUGUCCCAUCCACAGCCCACAUCGGACACCUCACUGGUUCUUUCCAGAUCUUGCCUCAGUCAUUUCUGUACAGGUUCUUGCCUCAGGUCUGAGAUAGCAAUAAAAAAAAACUUUAGUCACA
Molecule: messenger RNA, 797 nt
Organism: Mesocricetus auratus (golden hamster)
Lineage: Eukaryota; Metazoa; Chordata; Mammalia; Rodentia; Cricetidae
Product: regenerating islet-derived protein 3-beta
Exons: 6
Coding region: 64-591 (175 amino acids)
Biological process (GO): antimicrobial humoral immune response mediated by antimicrobial peptide; response to peptide hormone; positive regulation of cell population proliferation
Molecular function (GO): signaling receptor activity; peptidoglycan binding; oligosaccharide binding
Source: RefSeq, a predicted model, not a curated record